AUGGAGUCAACGGCACUGAACGAAAGGAUGGCUAGGUGGCAGAUCAUACUCUCCGAAUUUGAUAUAAUCUACGUAAAUCAGAAGGCUAUCAAAGGGAGCGCAAUAGCAGAAUUUUUGGCCAGCAGAGCUUUAGAAGACUACGAACCUUUGAAUUUUGAUUUCCCGAAUGAAGAUUUGAUGUAUGUGGCAACCGCUAAAGAGGAUUCCCACGAAAAUCGUCCUUGGAAGUUAAAUUUUGAUGGAGCUUCGAAUGCUGUGGGCAAUGGAAUUGGGGCAGUCAUGGUGUCCUCUGAUGGAGAUCAUUAUCCUUGUACCAGUAAAUUGGAUUUCGAUUGCACCAAUAACAUGGCUAAAUAUGAAGCUUGCAUCAUGGGUAUCCAAGUAGCCAUAGAGAGAAAAAUUAAGAUACUAGAGGUAUACAGAGACUCUGCAUUAGUAAUAUACCAGCUCAAAGGGGAAUGGGAAAUGAGAGUCCUAAAGUUAGUCCGCUAUCAAAAAUUGGUUUUGGAAUUGAUUGAGGAGUUUGACAGUGUCACCUUUUGUUAUCUCCCACGAGAUAAAAACCAGAUGGCUGAUGCUUUGGCUACCCUAACCUCUAUGAUCAAAGUGAACAAACUAGAAUAUAUAAAGCCUAUUCAGAUCAGCAUUCAUGAGACCCCAGCUUCUUGUUACAGUAUUGAAGAAGAGGAAAAUGAUAACCAUCCAUGGUACCAAAACAUACUACGAUAUGUAAAGAACCGUGAAUACCCCGACCAUGUGAUAGAAAAUGACAAAAGGACAUUGAGGAGACUGGCUAUUGAUUAUAUCCUAGAUGGGGAGAUUUUGUACAAAAGGGGAAAUGAUCAAGUAUUGUUAAGAUGCGUGGAUGCUGUGGAGGCUAAGAAAAUUUUGGAAGAAGUCUAUGAAGGGAAAAUGACUGAAACCUACAAGGACUGGCACGAGAAAUUACCUUUUGCUCUCCUGGCAUAUCGAACAUCCGUUAGGACUUCUACUAGAGCAACACCUUUUUCUUUGGUUUACGAGAUGGAGGCAAUGUUACCCAUUGAAGUUGAGAUCCCUUCUCUUCAGGUGUUGGCUAAGCUAAGGUUAGAAGAGGCUGAAUGGAUUCAAUCUCGAUAUGAACAGCUAAACUUGAUAGAGGAAAAGAGGCUAAAGGCUAUUCGGCAUGGUGACCAAGGAUCAGAUCUUGUAUCCCUGAAUUGCAAUGGGAGAGGAUUUGGAAAGAGCCAGAUCUUAUACUCCUAA
Molecule: messenger RNA, 1245 nt
Organism: Gossypium raimondii (Peruvian cotton)
Lineage: Eukaryota; Viridiplantae; Streptophyta; Magnoliopsida; Malvales; Malvaceae
Exons: 3
Coding region: 1-1245 (414 amino acids)
Molecular function (GO): nucleic acid binding; RNA-DNA hybrid ribonuclease activity
Source: RefSeq, a predicted model, not a curated record